AUGCAUCAAUAUUUUAUGUUCACUUCCUGCCUUUUAAACAUAUUUAUGUGUACAUACUGUUGUGUAGCUAUUUAUGGUUUAUUGCUUUCCAAACAUAUCCUUGUUGGCCACACAAAGCUGUGGUUUGAUCCACCCCUGGUGUCUCAAAUCCUUGUUGGCCAUACAAAGCUGUGGUUUGAUCCACCCCUGGUGUCUCAAAUCCUUGUUGGCCACACAAAGCAGUGGUUUGAUCCACCCCUGGUGUCUCAAAUCCUUGUUGGCCACACAAAGCUGUGGUUUGAUCCACCCCUGGUGUCCCAAAUGUCACUUCUUAGGAGAUGGAACCAGGUAUGUAGGAUUUGCCCUGUUGGCUUGCCAUCCAGAAUGGGAUUUUGUGACCUCAGGGAGGACAGAACUUCUGGUAGCAGCCCAGAGGGGAUAAAAUGA
Messenger RNA from Candidula unifasciata, 426 nucleotides. The record is from the annotation of a GenBank genome assembly. NCBI's taxonomy places the organism in Eukaryota, Metazoa, Mollusca, Gastropoda, Stylommatophora, Geomitridae.